GUUAUCCCUAAGGCGGAUCAAGUCAACGGUCAACAAUUUAUCCUUCUGCUCCGCCUCCGGCGCAUGUUAGUAAAAGACAACAUCAGAUCUCUAACCACACAAUUCCCCAUCCAAUCAAUCCAACUCCCAUAACUUCACCUCUCAAACCCACAACACCAAUUUCUCUUUCUCCUUCAUAUCUUUAUUUAACCUGCAGGCUGCAUCAAUAAAUUCUCAUAUAUAUUAACAUGGCACACCACGCCAACCGGAGGCGCAUUUUAGCAUCCGCAGACCCUCCUUCUCCAUCUAUGGAUCCCACAAUCAAAAAGAACCAUACCAAACCCACCAAAAACCCAGAUCAGGUAAUCCCUUCUAAACCCUUUUACAUAUCGAACCCUUUAUCUAAACUAAACCCAGUUCGUAAAAUCACUACAAUUACCCAUAAACCUUCUGUAGAUACCCAUUUGCAAGCUAAAGCUAUGGCUGUUUCGGCUGAUUUUGAUGGGUCUAGGCUUUCAAUAGUCAAACAACAAAAAAGAAUAGAGUCAAUAGUGGAAAAAGAGAAAGUCAAGAAAUUAUCAUCUAAAGGGGCUGUGGAGAAGAAGAAAGUUCAAGACUUGGUAGCGAAUAAUGGAAAGAAGAAGGAAAAUAAGGAUCUAAUCGAAGGACUUGAUAUUAAGAGGAUGACAGUUUCUUUAGGUGGUGGUGGUAGAAGGCGAUCUUUUGGUGGUUCACAAGUUGAAUUGGCUGAUUUUUUGGCUAAUAACGGUGCUAAAAUUGUUUCAGUUGAUAUGCCAUCAUUUAUGCAGAUCCAUGCUGUUGAUUGUGCAAGAAAUACUCAUGAUAGUCUGGAAAAGUUCACCUCUAAGACUCUUGCGCUUACUCUUAAGAAGGAGUUUGAUGCGGUUUAUGGACCGGCAUGGCACUGCAUUGUAGGGACAAGUUUUGGAUCUUUUGUCACACAUUCAGUUGGGGGUUUUCUGUAUUUCUCAUUGGAUCAAAAGUUGUACGUUCUCUUGUUUAAAACUACAGUACAAAGAGCAGAGUAAAGUGGAAAAAAAAAAAAAAAUCAUUGAACUUUGAUGACUUGAAGUUGAAGCAUUUCUAGAAUGGAUAGGUUAGUUAAAGCUAAAAGAUAAAAAGCAAAUUUUUUGUACCCUUUUGCAGCUUGUAUAUUGAUUUUGCUUAGGCAUUAAAGCAGCAUAUGAAAUGGAACUUCAUCUUUUCUCCUGUUCAAGGACCACUUUUUUUUUUU
Messenger RNA from Jatropha curcas, 1234 nucleotides. RefSeq lists its product as uncharacterized. Gene Ontology annotation, cellular component: cytoplasmic dynein complex. The record is from RefSeq and is a predicted model, not a curated record. Lineage: Eukaryota; Viridiplantae; Streptophyta; Magnoliopsida; Malpighiales; Euphorbiaceae. Gene Ontology annotation, biological process: microtubule-based process. Gene Ontology annotation, molecular function: dynein intermediate chain binding.